Molecule: messenger RNA, 1468 nt
Organism: Brassica rapa (field mustard)
Lineage: Eukaryota; Viridiplantae; Streptophyta; Magnoliopsida; Brassicales; Brassicaceae
Source: RefSeq, a predicted model, not a curated record
CAGAUUCUUUAUUCUCGUCCUAUCUGAUCAUCAAAAAGUAUUAAAAUAAAGAAAGUGUGAGCAUUUAAAAAUAAAUAAAAACCUAUAUAUUGACAACUAGUAAAUUUCGAAUGAGAAUGGUAAACUCUUAGAUUAUGAUAAUUACACUUCUUUGAAGAGUGAAUGCAUGAAUGUGCUAUUUGAUUUAUUAUGUUAUCGUAACAAUAAUUUGAAAUUCAAUUUGGCCAUGUGAUGUCGCUUUUAAACUACUUAUUAUUUUUUCGAAUCAUUAAAUACAGAAAAAUAUAUACAUCUUCAAACCCUCUAACACGGAGGACACUUUAUUUGUUAUAAAGAUAAAACGUCAGGGAAAAAAAGUGUACAUGCAAUGUAAAUGAUUACAUAAAAGCCAAACAUAUAGUAUCAACAUAAUUCAUUGGCAACCUUUUUCACUCUGGUGUUAUUGCAAAGGACGACCAUAUAAAAUCAGAUGAUUAUGAUGAGCUGGAUUUGGAUUUGAAGAGAUCCAUUUUAGAAGGAGAGUAAUCUAGUUUGCCCCCUUUAACAAAAGUAAUCUAAUUUACCCCGGUCAGAAAAAAAAAUUAUUUUCGAUAUCCCUUCUUCUUUAUUCUGAAUACCCCUCCUUUAAACAGAUUACAAACCUCGCGAGUAGGCUUUAUUUGCACAAGUAAAGCCCAUUUAUAAAAAGAGAGAAAAAGGCCCAAAAAGGCAAGUACUUGGUCUCUUCUUCCGACCAAACUCUGGUACUUGCUGCUGUGAUUCUCUGUUAAAAGAAUCUAAAACACACACAAAAUAUCUGGAGAAAAUUUAGAGAGAGAGAGAGAGAGAAAGGUCAUGGGAAACAGAGAGCAAGUAGCUGAGCUGAUAGCAUCGCUGGAGCAAGCAACACUCAUGUCUCAUCAAAUCGGAACCGCCGUGGAACGAAACCAGCUCCUUCAAAUCUCCUCCUCUCUCCGCACAGCCCACCACCGCCUCUCCACCUUGCUCCUGUCCACCGUUCCAUCGCCGGCAUCUGAUAACUCUGUCUCCUCCGUCGCUCCGAUGCAAUUAGGGGAGGGCGAGGCUGAAGCGAUGGAAGAUGAGAGAGACUCGGCGGUGGAGAAGGUGGAGGAGAAGAUGAGAGAGUGUUUUAUAAGGAACAAGAGAGCCAAGAAGCGGCCACUGUCUCCGUCGUCUGCGGUGGUGGAGACUUCGGCGACAGAAGAGAGGAGUAGCCGUGAUUAUUAUGGGCAGUUCGAUUUGGACCCAAAUGCCUCCAAGUUGAGAGCUUUGGAUCUUAUCUACCAAUUCCAUGGAUGAUAGUAGAUUAAUCUCACUGUAGACAUUUUUUUUUAAUUCAAGGUUGAGAUUUGAGAAGCUUUCGUGAUUGUAAAAAGACACUUAUCACUUUGGGAAUUACGAAUAAACAAUUUUACACUGCAGAGACAGCGAGUUCUACAAGAACAGCGUUGGGUCUGUGUUCUACUUA